Molecule: messenger RNA, 3313 nt
Organism: Lotus japonicus
Lineage: Eukaryota; Viridiplantae; Streptophyta; Magnoliopsida; Fabales; Fabaceae
Product: pentatricopeptide repeat-containing protein At5g27110-like
Exons: 5
Coding region: 227-2362 (711 amino acids)
Biological process (GO): RNA modification
Molecular function (GO): protein binding; RNA binding
Source: RefSeq, a predicted model, not a curated record
CCCAAUAGGUGGGGUGCCAAACCAAAUUCCCGUUCAAAGGUGCCAGGAAUCUCCUUCAUUGACGAACCCGCCACGAUUCGCUUCGAAAAUUUUCAUGGCCUCCACCGAUCAAUGUCAACCGCAGUUUCAUCAUCUUCUCUGAUUGUUCACAAGUUAGUUGUAACCCUUCCACCAUUGAUUCUACCUUCAUAGCUAUCUGCACUACACUGGUUUGGUUUCUAUCUCAAUGGACACAAGAAAACUGCUACCCCUUUUGAGAACCUGUGUGAAUUCCAAUUCACUGAAGCAAGGCAAGCAAAUCCAUCAAAGGGUUGUAACAUUGGGCUUACAAAAUGAUAUUUUCUUAUGCAAGAACCUCAUUGGUUUAUACAUUUCAUGCCACUUGUUUGAUUCUGCAAAGCAUGUUUUUGAUGCCAUUGAAAACCCAUCUGAGAUUUCUCUGUGGAAUGGCCUAAUGGCUGGUUACACUAAGAAUUACAUGUAUGUAGAAGCCCUUGAGCUUUUUCAGAAGCUGGUACAUUACCCUUACUUAGAGCCUGGUAGUUAUACUUACCCUAGUGUUCUUAAGGCCUGCGGCGGGCUGUGUAGGGCCGUCUUGGGAAGAAUGAUUCAUACAUGUUUGAUAAAAACUGGGCUUGUGGCGGAUGUUGUAGUUGCGAGCUCUCUUGCGGGUAUGUAUGCUAAAUGCAGUGCACUUCAGCAUGCUAUACAGGUGUUUGAUGAAAUGCCUGAGAAGGAUGUGGCGAGCUGGAAUAAUGUGAUUUCUUGUUAUUACCAAAGCGGGAGAUUUGAAGAGGCUUUGCGGUAUUUUGGCUUGAUGAGAAGAUCUGGAUUUGAGCCUGAUUCAACUACAAUCACCGCCGCUAUUUCCUCGUGUGCUAAACUUUUGGAUUUGGACAGGGGAAGGGAAAUUCAUAAGGAGUUAGUUGAUACUGGGUUUCCGAUGGAUAGUUUCGUUAGCUCUGCACUUGUUGGCAUGUAUGGUAGCUGCGGUGACCUAGAAAUGGCCAUAGAGGUUUUUGAGAAGAUUCCUAAAAAGACUGUUGUUUCUUGGAAUUCCAUGAUUACAGGAUAUCGGGUGAAAGGUGACAGCAUUUCGUGCAUUCAACUUUUUAAGAGGAUGUACAAUGAGGGGAUCAAGCCAACUUUGACUACUUUAAGCACUAUAAUAAUGGCUUGUUCACGAUCAGCCCAAUUAUUAGAGGGGAAGUUUGUACACGGAUAUAUAAUACGAAACAGGAUACAACCUGACGUAUAUAUAAAUAGCUCACUCAUGGAUCUAUACUUCAAAUGUGGAAAGGUAGGGUCAGCUGAAAACAUAUUUAAAUUAAUACCGAACACAACCGCUAAUUUCUGGAAUGUUAUGAUUUCCGGAUAUAAGGCUGAAGGCAAUUUUUUUAAAGCCCUUGACCUCUUUAGUAAAAUGAGAGAAUCAUAUGUUGAACCAGAUGCGAUUACAUUUACCAGUAUUUUAGGAGCUUGUUCACAACUAGCAGCACUGGAUAAUGGUAAAGAGAUUCACAAGCUUAUUACUGAGAGAAAUUUGGAAAACAAUGAAGUGGUUAUGACGGCUCUCUUUGAUAUGUAUGCAAAGUGUGGCUCUAUAGAUGAAGCAUUUUGUGUUUUUAAAUGUUUGCCAGAAAGAGAUCUGGUGUGCUGGACUUCCAUGAUUACUGCUUAUGGGUCUCAUGGUCGAGCCUCUGAAGCUUUAGAGCUUUUUGCUGAAAUGCUGCAGACAAAUGUAAAACCUGAUAGAGUAACUUUUCUUGCAAUAUUAUCUGCUUGUGGCCAUGCUGGGUUGGUUGAUGAGGGAUGCUAUCAUUUUAAUCAAAUGAUCAAUAUUUACGGUAUUAAACCUGGAGUUGAACAUUAUUCAUGCUUGAUUGAUCUUCUUGCGCGUGCUGGAAGGUUGCAGGAAGCAUAUCAGAUUCUGCAAAAAAACCCUGAAAUCAAGGAUGAUGUUGGAUUGUUAAGCACAUUAUUUUCUGCAUGUCGUUUGCACAGAAAUCUUGAUUUGGGGGUUGAAAUUGCAAAUGUACUUAUUGACAAGGAUCCUGAUGAUCAAUCAACCUAUAUUAUCUUAUCAAACAUGUAUGCUUCUGCGCAUAAAUGGGAUGAGGUCCGCAUUGUGAGAUCAAAGAUGAAAGAGCUUGGAUUAAAGAAGAACCCAGGGUGUAGUUGGAUAGAGAUUAACCAGAAGAUCCAUCCUUUCUUUGCUGAAGACAAUUCACAGUAUCAUCUGGAAUUGGUUAAUAUAUGCCUUUCAUAUCUCACUGCUCACAUGGAAGAUGAGUCUAAACCAUUUAUGUAUCAUGUUGAUAUUAAAGCAUGUGCCAGUCCUCAAAUUAGCAAACAAGGAUAAGCUUACCAGCUGGAUAUAAUGAGGAUCCUGAGACAAUGAUCUUUGGUUAACCUCUGAUGAAGCAUUUAAUGCCCAAGUCAACAUAUUCAUCCCAACAAGGAGAUGGGAAGAAGUACCAGCAACUAGAAGAAACUCCCUAGAUUAUCAGAUAGCUUGAAGAGGCUAUUGAAACAACUUUUGUGAUACGUUUGAGAGGCUAUUGAAAUGACUACUCUGUUUAGCCUGAAGAGUCGGACGUACUUGUAACUUUACGAAGGGAGAUUUUCAGUCUGUAUCAUCAGAGGAGGGGUGGCUGAGACCUCACAAGAACUUUGUGAAGUUGAAUGUGGAUGGAUCAAUCUUCAUUAACUAUGAUGCAGGUUGUAGGAGAGUGUUAAGGGAUCGUUCUGGCAGAUGGCUAUUGGGGUUUUGCAAAAAAUUGGGCACAUCUUACAUUUUGAUGGCAGAACUUUGGGACCUUUCUUGGGCUGCUUGCGUCUCAGAGUAGUUUAGAUGAUCCUCUUCAGCUUUCAUUUGGGGUUUCCCCUCCUUCUUUACCCCCCAAAAAAAAUAGUAUUAAGGUUAAAAAUUUAUUUAUUGGGAUUUGGGACAAUAAGUUUUCCACUAAUUUACCACGUAACAAGUUUUUAAGUUUUAUAUGCAUUCCACCUUUAUGCUUUAUUUGGAUGUAGAUGAAAAAUGUGAGGAAAGAAUAUGGGAUGAAGGAAUACUAUAGAAAAGAGUAUAAAAGAAAAAUUAAGUGAUUUUUAAGGUGUUUAGACUGAGAGUGGAGAGGAAAAAAAUGAAAGGAAAAAUGAUAGUAAUGAAAAUGAAUGUGAUAGAUAAUUACCAUUUCAUAUCUCAUUAUUAUAGAUUAUUGUAUUUUAUGAUUUCUACAUUAAAUUUAAAAGUUAAUAAUAUUACUAUAGUUUUUUUAAAGUAUCUCUAAAAAUUUCGACAUAUCUCUGCAAU